Messenger RNA from Ictalurus punctatus (channel catfish), 3578 nucleotides. RefSeq names its product SAFB-like, transcription modulator (gene sltm). NCBI's taxonomy places the organism in Eukaryota, Metazoa, Chordata, Actinopteri, Siluriformes, Ictaluridae. Gene Ontology annotation, molecular function: sequence-specific DNA binding; RNA binding. Gene Ontology annotation, biological process: regulation of mRNA processing; regulation of transcription by RNA polymerase II. The transcript has 20 exons. The coding region runs from base 39 to 2996 and encodes 985 amino acids. The record is from RefSeq and is a predicted model, not a curated record. Gene Ontology annotation, cellular component: nucleus.
UGUUUAGUCGCUUCGCCGUACAGAAGUGGAGAACUAAAAUGGCGUCCGGUGCCAUUUCAGCAGAGACUAAGAAGAUAACGGAUUUACGCGUUGUUGAUUUAAAAACUGAACUCAAGCGGAGGAACUUGGACGUUACAGGAGUGAAAAAUGUUCUCAUUGCAAGACUGAAACAGGCAUUAGAAGAGGAAGGUGGUGAUCCAGAAAACAUUGAGAUCCCUGUUUCAGCCGACACAGCUACUAGGAAGAAUGCAAAAUCCAAAGGAAGGAAGAACGACUCUGACCUUGACACCACAAUGGAAGAGGAUGCAUUUUCCAAGGAGCACGAAGAGGAUGAAUCUGAGAAAGAUGUAACUGAUACUGAUGAUGCUACUCGUGAAAAUACUAAAUCCUUCUCCGAUGGGGAUGGCCUCGUCGAGCCUGAGGCACAGCCAGACCUGGAGGCAGAGUCUGAGAUUGAGGCCGAGGCAGAGCCUGAGAUUGAGGCAGAGCUGGAGCCCGAUCUUGAGGCUGAGGCAGAAGUCGAACCUGAAGACCCAGUGACUGAGGCCUUGGAGAGCAAAGCCGCUACCGAACCUGCCAAAGAGGUCGAAGAUGAUAACAUAUCCGUCACCAUCCAGGCUGAAGAUGCCAUCACGCUGGAUGUGGAUGGCGACGACCUCCUGGAAACAGGUAAACAUGUGAAACUUCCAGAUUCUGAGGCGGACAAGGGCUGUGGGGAGGCGGAAGCCUCUGCCGAGACGAGGCAGGAGGCAGACUCGAUGGCCGAAGUAAAGGACAGCCACAAAGAUUGUAAGAGAGACGAUGGCCCGAAGACUGAUGCCACCAAGAAGGACAGCAGGGAGGCCUUGAAGAAAGCGGAAACGGGAGAUAAAGAAAAGGAUUCUGGGAAGAAAGGCCCCUCUUCUGCUGGGGCAGCAGGUCAAGCAAAGAGCUCCUCAAAAGACAGAGAUGGGAAGACCACAAAAGAUGAAAAAGCAGGAAACAACAGCACUAGCUCUACUCGUAACUUGUGGGUUAGCGGCCUCUCCUCAAACACCAAAGCAGCUGAUUUAAAGAAUCUUUUUGGCAAAUAUGGAAAGGUUUUCAGCGCCAAAGUAGUCACCAAUGCCCGUAGCCCAGGAGCUAAAUGCUAUGGCUUGGUGACUAUGUCCUCCAGUGCUGAGGUGGCACGAUGCAUAUCCCAUCUGGACUGCACUGAGCUCCAUGGUCAGCAGAUAUCUGUGGACAGGGUGAAAAGUGACCCUUUCAAGAAGGACUCUAAAAAAGAAGCAGAGGAUAAAACCGGAUCCAAUAAAGUAUCAGGGGACAAGCGCAUUUCCGCUGGGCUGAAGACCGCUAGCAAGAUUCAGGCCUCCUCCAAAAAGGAAGAGAAGAAGCCAGCUGAAAAGGACAACAAAGAAUCUUCCAAGAAACAGGAGUCGAAAAGCACCAAGUCUGACGCUCCAUCCUCUAGCUCUGUUUCUGACCCCAAGAAGGACGAGAAGAAGCAUGGGCGGAAGAGUCCAGGGAAGAUGCUCGUGGUCGAACAGUCUAAAGUCCAGCCAGGCUUCAACAAACCUCGCCUGCCGUUCAGAAGGGGAGGGAGGUUUGACAAGCCUGCUGCUCCCAAUAUGAUGAAUAGACGUCCUCGCUGGCUCAUUCCUCCUGAACAGAUAGAAGCAAUAAAGAAAGCGAGGCCUUUUCCCAACAAAGGUGGCAAUAGGGACAUCCUUCCCUUUGAGAAAAUGAAAGAACAGAGGAUGCGUGAGCGCAUGGUUAGAAUGGAGAGAGUCCGCAGGGCCAUGGAACUGCGCAGGCGACGUGAGAUGGCAGAACGGGAGCGCAGAGAGCGCGAACGACUGCGAGUAAUGCGAGAGCGUGAGGAGAGGGAGAACCUGAUGCGUGAGCGCCAGAGGCUCGAGAUGGAGCGGCAGAAACUGGAGCGUGAACGCAUGGAGCGAGAGCGCUUGGAGAGAGAGAGGAUCCGCAUAGAACAGGAGCGCCGAAAGGAAGCAGAGCGCCUGGCUCGGGAGCGGGAGGAGCUGAGGAGGCAGCAAGAGCAGUUACGCUACGAGCAGGAGAAACGCAACAACCUGAAGAGAGGCCGUGAUGUGGACCACAGGAGGGAUGACUCUUACUGGAACGGCAAUAAGAAAAUUCAGCCAGAGUCAGAGGGCCGAAUGAGCCAGGCAUCAGACUACAGCAACCGGCAGCAGGGCCGCUUCAGUGACUUCAGCUCCAGAGACCGAACACGUUUCCCAGACAGUACUGCAGUCCAGCCCAACAACUUUGAGAGGCGGAAUCGGUUUGAUGGUGAACCAGAGGCUAAGAAGAAUCGUCCAGACCCACGGCGUGAAGGUUCUGGGUUUGAGCGCUACCCUAAAAGCUUUGAUGGCGUGCGCCGAACUGAGCCCCCACCCCCUUCAGGCCGCUCUGAUCUUCGUGACACAGACCGGCGAGAUAUUCGUGACAGAGACGAACGUCGCCCCGUGUCACUGCCUGAACGCCCAGCAGGAGGCAGAGCUCCUCCACCAGCCAUAAGCCACUCUCGCUCGGCCAGAGACACCGGCCACACAGGCUGGAAAAACGACGGUGGCAUAAGCACCAAGCCGUCUGAUGUCAGGGGAGCGGUGCGGAUGCGUCCGGAGCACUCGGGCCGAGAUGGGCCGGGCCCUAACAUGAGAGGCGCCUCCUCAGCCAAUCGCGGCAGAGGCUCCUUCAGUAGCCGAGAUGGAGGCAGACCUGCAGUCAUGGCUGAUCAGCAGCAUUUCAGCAGUGGAAGGCAGGUGGUGGUGGAGAGGCACGGCCGGGAUCAGGGACCCAGAAAGGAGUGGCAUAGCAGCGGCUCGCAGAGUGGAGGUUUCCCUGAUAACCGGCGCAUGGCAGAAAGUCGACCUGCCAUGAUGGCUCCACAUUCCAGCCAUUCCUCCGGUGGCAUGAACAGAAUCGUCCAGAUCACAAAUGUCCCAAUGGCUGGCAGCAGCGGAGGAUUCAAACCCUUCAAAGGGAGGUUCUAGCAACCUGCUCUCCUUUUGCAACAGAAAAUAAAAUACAUUUUAUAACUUAAUUUCUUUGUUUUUUUUUUUUGGUUUGUUUUUUAAGUUUGAGAUAUUUGAUGUUUUUAACUGGUUGGACUGAAUAUUGUAAACAAGCUUUUUUUUUUUUUUUUUUUGUAUAGAUCCUUGUUAAGCGAAAUGUUGGACUUGUUCCUCAGCUGUUCUCCUAUGAGCUGUAAAAAGUGCAUAGACAUGUUACUUUAGUUCACCACACUGUACAGGCAGCUUGAGCAGUUGUUGUUUUUUGCCCCCACCUCCUUUGUGUAUUUAAACUAUGUUUGAAAAGGGAGACUAAAGACUCACCUGCAUACUUUUGUCUAGUGUUUAAUAAUUCUGAUGCUGCACUGCUGAUUUCAGUGUCUCCCUGUGUUGAUGUUUCCAUUUUAAAAUCAUGAAGGGUUUGUUAAAGGGCAGAUAAGCCGUGUGUAUGCGUGUGUCAAAGAGCAAAAGCAGGCAGUGCGGUAUUGGGGAACAGUGCAGCGUGUUCUUCCUGUUUCGUGAUGUUCUGGAUUUGCUGUUUCAUUAAAAUCCUACAGCUUGUUA